Molecule: messenger RNA, 256 nt
Organism: Closterium sp. Naga37s-1
Lineage: Eukaryota; Viridiplantae; Streptophyta; Zygnematophyceae; Desmidiales; Closteriaceae
Source: the annotation of a GenBank genome assembly
UGGCGGGUACAACCUCAAGGCGGGCCCGGGCUCAACGAUUCACCUCAUGAAGUUUGACAUGGGCGGUGCUGCUGCUGUGCUGGGCGCUGCCAAUGCCAUCGCUGCCAUCCAGCAUCAGGGCGUGCAGUUUGUGGCGGAGGGGCUGCCAUGGGCGCAUUUGGACAUUGCAGGGCCGGUGUGGAGUGAGAAGAAGGGCAGAGGCACUGGCUUCGGUGCCAGCCUGCUCUACCACUGGGUCGCCUCCCACUCCCCCUAA